GAGAGAGAGAACGGUAGAGGGAGCCAGUCGGUUGUGUGGAUCACUCGAGAGAAGCGGAUCAACACUGAGCAACCGGCCGCUUGUUUCUCAGGCCCAGCUGCAGCGUCAUCAUGACUAAAGAGGAGAACCUGGAGGUGCAGGAAAAGGAGAGGCACGAUCGGGAGGAGCAGGAGGAGGGGAGGUUCCAGAAAGAGGAGGAGGAGGCUCAAACCGAAGAGGAGGAGGAGGAGGAAGAAGAGGACGGAGACGGGGAGGAGGAAUAUGGGCAGCAGGGGGAGCGUGCAGUGGUGGACGAUGAGGGGGAGCAGGAGGAGGAGCAGGAGGAAAGAGAGGAGAGGGAGCAAGAGGAGGUUCCACCGGCCAGUCAGGAGCAGGAGGCCGAGCCAGAUCCCGAGCCGCUGUCAGUGUCCCAGUACCAGAGUCCGGUUCACGAGCCCCGGCGCCGAGCCAUGGUGCACUCCUCCGCACAGGCGCCACUGCCACCCGACUACACCUUCACCUUCUUCGACCCCAACGACCCAGCCUGCUAUGAGAUCCUCAUGGAUCCUCAGACCACCAUCCCAGAGCUGUUCGCCAUCGUGCGUCAGUGGGUUCCUCAAGUGCAGCACAAGAUCGACAUCAUCGGCAACGAGAUCCUGAAGCGUGGCUGUCAUGUGAACGACCGCGACGGCUUGACCGACAUGACGCUGCUUCACUACAGCUGUAAGGCCGGAGCACAUGGAGUCGGCGACCCGGCGGCGGCGCUGCGUCUCACCAGUCAGCUGAUCUCUUUGGGCGCCGACGUGAGUCUGAGGAGUCGCUGGACCAACAUGAACGCGCUGCACUACGCUGCUUACUUCGACGUCCCAGAACUGAUCCGAGUGCUGCUCAAGUCCUCCAAACCCAGAGUGAUGAACUCGACGUGCAGUGAUUUCCAGUACGGGACGGCUCUCCACAUCGCCGCCUCCAACCUGUGCCUGGGAGCAGUGAGGUGUCUUCUGGAGCACGGAGCCACGCCCACCGUCCGGAAUGACAAGGGCCAGGUUCCAGCUGAUGUGGUGCCCGACCCGAUGGACAUGAGUCUGGACAAGGCCGAGGCUGCCAUGGUGGCCAAGGAGCUGAGCCAGCUGCUGCUGGACGCCGUCCCCCUGAGCUGCAACCUGCCCAGAGCCACGCUGCCCAACUACGACAACAUCCCGGGAAACCUGAUGCUGUCGUCGAUCGGGCUGAAGCUGGGGGAGCGCGUGGUGCUGGAGGACAUGAAGCUCCAGAGAGACCAGAGCAGAGGGGACGUCCCGGCUGCAGACGUCAGACAGACUGGAACUCUGAGGUUCUGUGGUACGACCGAGUUCGCCAGCGGCCAGUGGGUCGGCGUGGAGCUGGACGAGCCCGAGGGAAAGAACGACGGCAGCGUGGGCGGCGUGCGCUACUUCAUCUGCCCUCCGAAGCUAGGGAUCUUUGCUCCUGUGUCAAAGAUCUCCAAGGCGGUGGUGGAGCAGACGCUGUCCUCCGUCACCUCCACCCCCCGCACCCCCCGCAUGGACCUGGCCUCGCGCCUCGCUGGGAGGACCAAGAAGGAGAAGGAGAAGAAGGAGAAGGAGAGAGUGAAAGUCCAGAGGAAGAAGUCGUCGGUGGCCGGUUUGGAUCCCGAGGGCCUGAACGUGGAGGUCGGGGAUCAGGUUCUCGUGGCCGGACAGAAACACGGCAUCGUUCGCUUCUUCGGGAAAACGGACUUCGCUCCAGGUUACUGGUUCGGGGUGGAGUUGGAUCAGCCCACAGGGAAACACGACGGCUCGGUGUUUGGAGUGCGGUACUACAGCUGCCUGCCCAAAUAUGGUGUGUUCGCUCCGCCCUCCCGUGUGCAGAGAAUCGGGGGUCCUACAGACGGCUCCCACAGCCACAGCUCCCUGGUGAAGAAGGUCCACCAGGUCACCAUGUCGCAGCCGAAGCGUAACUUCAACACGAUGCGUUCUCCUAAAGACCUGACCUCUGAAAGCUCCAUAUCCAGGUUGCUGUUCUGCUGUUGGUUUCCGUGGAUGCUGCGUGCUGAGAUGCAGUCCUAACCACGCCCCCUCGCCCUCCGCUGUCUCUUCUCUCCAUCUCUGUCUCUCGCCGUCCUCUCGGAGUGUCCUGGCUGUCGCCCCCCCCGCUCACAGUGAACCCUCUCCCCUCGGACUCUCCUUCUAGUCUACUCGUUCUCUGAUCAGCACCUCCUUCGUUCCGUCAGCGACUCGAGGCUGAGGAACCGUCUCUUCUGUCUCUCGUCCUCUCAUCGUCCAGUUUGCUGUUUUCUGCAUGUUCCUCCAUUCAGGGCAGAAAUCUGCUGUCAACUCAACUCUCCUUUGUUCUGCUCGAUGUUUCCUUUUCGCUGCUUCUAAAUUUGGCCAAAUUUCAAAUCGAGUGCCAGAUGAAUUCAACUCAAACUAAAUAAAUGAUAGCUUAAAGGAUAAUAAUAAUAAUACUGCUGACACUUUGACCAACACGUUGCAGUUUGUGUAUUUUAUUGAUCCAGGAACGACGGCCUUGUCGUGUCCUGAACAGCUGAGACACAACUGAGACACAACUGAGACACAACUGAGACACAACUGAGACACAACUGAGACACAACUGAGACACAACUGAGACUCUGACGUCUUCUCCAGAUGUUUCCUCGGUGCCGGACGGUUGAUUCAUGUUCUCCAAACACAGAUAUCUCAAAAGGUUUGAAUACUUGUUUGGAGAAUGUUUAGUGUUGGGUUGUUUUUUAAAACUCCUGGUCUCUGCUACAGAGACAGAGACAGAGACAGAGACAGAGACAGAGACAGGGACAGGGACAGGGACAGAGACAGAGACAGAGACAGAGACAGAGACAGGGACAGGGACAGAGACAGAGACAGAGACAGAGACAGGGACAGAGACAGAGACAGAGACAGAGACAGAGGCGUCCGUCUCACGUCCACUCAGCUCCGGAGUCUCAGAGACGCUGAGAAGUUUGAAAGGAGUUCCCGACCCUGUGUCUUCGCUAACAGCUGCUGUUCAGUUCUGUAUUUUACUAUGAAACAACUAUUUACAUGGCACAUGCAUGCGCGUGCACGUGAGUGGUCAUGUGAUGUGCGUUCUGAGGAGUCUUAGUCUGGACGGAGAUUAAAACUAACACGGAGACGAAACCCUCAGAGACAGUUUGAGUUGUGGUGUGAACGUAGAGCUUCACACACACACAGAGCGUUGUCUCUGUGGUCUGGACGCUCUGUCGUGUUGACGCUCUGUUGUGUUGACGCUCUGUGGUGUUGACGCUCUGUGGUCUGGACGCUCUGUGGUCUGGACGCUCUGUUGGGUUGACGCUCUUUGGUGUUGACGCUCUGUGGUCUGGACGCUCUGUUGGGUUGACGCUCUGUGGUGUUGACGCUCUGUGGUCUGGACGCUCUGUGGUGUUGAUGCUCUGUGGUCUGGACGCUCUGUUGGGUUGACGCUCUGUUGUGUUGACGCUCUGUGGUCUGGACGCUCUGUGGUGUUGACGCUCUGUGGUCUGGACGCUCUGUGGUCUGGACGCUCUGUUGGGUUGACGCUCUGUGGUGUUGACGCUCUGUGGUCUGGACGCUCUGUUGUGUUGACGCUCUGUGGUGUUGACGCUCUGUGGUCUGGACGCUCUGUCUGUCCCGUGGGAGACGUUUGACGGAGACUCUCGACGUCUCGUUGUCAGACCGUGGAGACGUAGAUUCUCUGAACUCCUCCUCGUGCUUCGACCUCAGAUGUCAAACUGAAAACAGGGUUCAUCAGCGACUCAUUGUUCAUCACUCCGAGGUGAAUCAUGAUCUCUAUGAAAUAUCUCACACAUUAAUAAAGCGUAUUUUAAAGUGCAGCUUCAAGUUGUGGUCGUUGCACUUUACAAAUUUCAACACUCGUCCUUUCCCCUCAGACUCUCCUUAAUGGAUGAAACCCUGACGAUGUCAUCACACAGAAUAACUUUAUUUAUAUCGUACAAAUAUUAGUCAACAUAGUCAGAGUGAAAAACACAGAGUAUUAUAGAAUUCUGAUUAACAGCUGCGAUUAUAAUCUGCCAUUAACCAAAACUGCUAACAAACCCAAAAUGAUGAACUCAAAGUGUUUUCAAAAUUGUGAAGCGAAAUAUUAACGUUUGUGUUGUCAUCGUUGAUUCUGACAACAAAUUUCUUGAAUUUAACAUUUUUAAAACAACUUUUAAUCACGUUGGAGUUAAUCUCUGUCGAUGAUAAUCAUCUCGUCACAUGCUCAUCUUCUGGAUCUCCAUGUUUCCCACAACAGGAAUUUUAAUCUCUCUAGUGUCCACGAGUAGUGAAAACAUCUCCCCCCCCCCCCAUCCCCCCCUCCCCUCACCCCUCUCUCUCCAUUCAAAUAGGACUUGUGUACUUUCUGUGAAUGUGAGCAUUUGCGAAAAAGAGGAAACAAAAACGCAAGUUAACCUGAACCUGUGUGCGCUUCAUGUUCAACUCUCUGGAAACAGCAAUAUGUAAUAAUAUGUCACCUGGUUCGUGUGUUAACGUCUCUUCACACUCUGCAAGCACACGUGCACGGAGAGACGUGCACGGAGGGACGUGCACGGAGGGACGUGCACGCUCACACUCUGACGCUGAUGUGGUCGAACCUCAUGUCACGAUGAGACCUGGUUCCCCACAGGGUCAGGACGUGCAGGUGAAUGAAUGAUGACCUUUAGAUGAACGGGUUAUUAAUAACACAGUUAGUUAUGGAUUCUUCUCCAGAAACUUCAUUUGAGCUUUUUAGCUUUGACGGAAACUUCACUUCCUGUUUAUGGAUAUGAGAAUCAGCGUCAAACUGUCAAUCUCAAUUCGGCUGCUUUAUUUGAAGGAUGCGCGACUCGAGCCUCUUUUCCACCGGUCACGUGGUUUGUCUGAGGUGAAACUAGUGGCUUCCUGGACGGAGGGAAUCGAACGUUCAGGAGAUGAUCAGCAGGAACGAGCUGGAACCUUCAGAACCAGUGCUCCUUUAAAUCCUCUAUAAUCAAUGGGUGUGCGUGUCUGAGGAUAAAACUCAUUCUCAUCGUAACCAACUCAGUACCUGGUUGUUCAGAAUAAACAGUAUAUAGCCUAUUUUUUGAUAACUUCACUAAGUGUACUUUUUGUUCUCCGGUUUUGUAGCGUGUGUGAGAGAGAGAGUGUGUGUGAGUCACUCCUGUUUUGAAAGUGUGUGUGGAGCGGACGGACGUUAAAGAGGAAACAGGAGAGAACGAGCAUCGAACGUCUUCAUCCGAUCACCACUCACUGCAUGCUCCCCCCCCCCCUCUCUCUCUCCGUCAGUAUUUUCUGGUUUUUUCGUCGUGUAUCUUCAUCAGCAUGAAAAUGCUUCUAAUAUUAACAGUGACAACUGUAUGAAUAUAAUAAAGAAUUUGAUGUUGUUUUUCUA
Messenger RNA from Platichthys flesus (European flounder), 5355 nucleotides. RefSeq names its product CAP-GLY domain containing linker protein 3 (gene clip3). The transcript has 15 exons. Gene Ontology annotation, cellular component: nucleus; microtubule plus-end; cytoplasm. The record is from RefSeq and is a predicted model, not a curated record. Bases 111 to 2042 code for a protein of 643 amino acids. Gene Ontology annotation, biological process: cytoplasmic microtubule organization. Gene Ontology annotation, molecular function: microtubule plus-end binding. NCBI's taxonomy places the organism in Eukaryota, Metazoa, Chordata, Actinopteri, Pleuronectiformes, Pleuronectidae.